UCAAUAUACAUGAGAAAGAGUUUGUAGUUUCAAAGAAGAUGUGGACCACCCUCUUCCCUUCAAGUUCCGAUCGUCGACAAGGUCUUCGGAGUCGUAGCAAACCUAUUUUCCCCAUGAAAUCAUCGUCAGUUAGCGAAGCUCCUCUUUGUGAAGAGGAUUUCAGGAUGGUAUUUCAGAUGGAGCGAGGAGUCAGAGCAAGUCCUCUCUUUCACUGUCAUUUGUCAAGGAUUCAAAAGCGGUGUUCGAGGGAAGGGACCUCGUCGUCAAGUGGCGAAGCGGCUUUGUGCAAUCCCCAUUCCGAAGAAGACAAAGAAGGUUCUUUAGGCCAAGUGGGGUCAAAUCUUCGUGGUCUUCCAGUCAUGGAUUCACCUUCUGGUCCAGAAAUCAGAGGUAAAGGGUUCAUCUUUGAGGGGAUUUGUGAAAUUCCGAGAGUGGAAAAUUCAGAGCAUGGGGAAUCAGUAUAUCACCUUUUCCUGCAUUGCUCCUUGACGACGGGGUUGUGCAUAGCUUCUAGUUCAUCAGUUGUAGUGAAAUUGGCAAUUGGAUAUCUACAAAUCAUAUGGUGCAAUAUAUAA
Messenger RNA from Vitis riparia (riverbank grape), 575 nucleotides. RefSeq lists its product as uncharacterized. The record is from RefSeq and is a predicted model, not a curated record. NCBI's taxonomy places the organism in Eukaryota, Viridiplantae, Streptophyta, Magnoliopsida, Vitales, Vitaceae. Bases 39 to 575 code for a protein of 178 amino acids. The transcript has 3 exons.